Messenger RNA from Drosophila serrata, 2161 nucleotides. RefSeq lists its product as uncharacterized. Gene Ontology annotation, cellular component: clathrin-coated vesicle; sarcoplasmic reticulum; mitochondrion. Gene Ontology annotation, biological process: regulation of actin filament polymerization; negative regulation of apoptotic process. The record is from RefSeq and is a predicted model, not a curated record. Lineage: Eukaryota; Metazoa; Arthropoda; Insecta; Diptera; Drosophilidae.
GGUUAUCAAUUCGUCAGCUGUUGUCAGAUUUUCAGGCAAACUCUGGUUCGGGUGUUAAAAUUUCGAGCAAAUAAUAAUAAACAAUAAUAAUUGUGCGGAAAAGACAAGCCGGGCAAUAACAGUGAACAAUUAGUGUCGUUUUGGUUCUUUUAGUUUUCUUUACCCACUUUGCCACUUCAGUUUUUGCUCCAUAAAGCUUCUGCUAUCAGGCGUGCCAGCGGCGACUAUAAUGGAUAUAUUGAAGAAAAUGUUCAAGUCGGAGGCGGAGAAGGAGCCGGACUCAUCUGUGUCCGCUUAAAAGGAUGAGUUUCGGAAGCCCCAGUGGUUCGAGGAGGCAGAAACUGAUGACGAACUGUUCGAUGAUGAUCGCAAGUUCGCCUUUCAGGUGUUCACCAGUCCGCUGGAGAUGCAGCGCCACUUUGAACGGCAGCUGCAGCGGCUUCUCGAGUCCCUCAACGAUAAUGACGAGGGCUUUGAGCGAGACUUGAAGGAGGACUUCCUGAAGCCGGGCUUUGAGAGCAAGAUCCUGAAGCAGUUCGAGCAGCAAAAGGACAUGUCGCUGGAUACGGAUCUAGAUGGCGAGUAAAUCUAUGCCGACCAACUGCAUUCGCUCAUCCAGCUGAAUCCGGAGGAGAAAGUAAGACCAGGCGACCUAGGAACAACCAACAUCUUGCCAUCGAAUCAGUCUGGGCUUCGCAAGAGCUGCCAGCGAGCUAAACUUUCGGAUGAGGAGAUUAUUAUGGGUCGUAUUCAUGGCACCAUUAUCAAUGGGGAGAACAAGUCCUGUGCUCGUCCUCGUCCGCCGAUGAACAACAAGCCGGACAUCAUGACGCCCAUGACACCGAUGUUGCCGCGCAGUGGUAUGACUCCGUUUGGUGGGGUUUUCGAUGGCAACUAUCAAGGGUCCCAAGUGUUCAGCCAGAGUGUCAUGUCGAAGACCGUGCGCAAGCCGGAUGGUAGCUACGAGACCACGAAGGUUACCCAGGACUCGUCCGGUCAUAAGACCACCACGGUUACCCGGUUUGACGGACGCAAGGAGACCAUUGUUACCCAUGAUGGUGGGAACUCCUCGGGAAUGGAGAACGGCCAUGCUCAGAGGAGUCAGCAGAAGGAGGUGGCACUGCAGCGUGAUGGCGAUCGCAACAUAUUUGUGACAAAAGAAGGCUACGCCAUGCCACGGAACCUCUGGUGACCAGUGGUGAACAACUAUUGCCCCAAUCAAGACAAGCGAUCUCUGCUGCAGCAACAGAAACAACAACAACAGUACGAGGAUAAGCUGAGGCGAUUCGUCGGCAACAUAGUCCCGCAUCCACACAACAUCCAAAUUAGAACCUACUACAUUUUAGUUUACAUUCUCCUUAGUGUUUGGUGUUUUAGAUGAAACGCACUUGAGACAACAGAUGACGACGACGAUUAUUGACCAUGAUUUUAUUGUCCAGCGAGCUUCCUGCUCUCUGGGCACAUAUUAAUUGUGAGAUAGGCAGGCGUACCACCACCACCCCCCCGACGGAGGCGGCGGUGGCGGCGUCCCCACUUUCAGUUCCCACAUCCAGGGCUCUAUCCGCAGGCCGAACUCGAACUCCCGCAUGCUGGAGAUGGAGAAGGAAUCGGAGCGGCAAUGGCUCUUGUUGAGCUGUGCGCGAACGUAUGAGAUUUUCAGUUUGAGAGCCGUCCAGGCCAAAACGAAAGAAAGGAAUGGAAACAUCAAUGGCGGAAAUUAUUGUAUUUGUUGUAUUGAUUCAUUCGUGGUACUAUCUGUGUCUCAAUGCUGCGAUCUUCAGCAUCUAAAGUGCCCGCGUAGUGAUUUAGCAGCGAAAAAAAGGAACCACUAUACAAUAUAUAUUACCGCUUACCAGGCAACAAAAAACAGUUUAAAAACUGUCUACGAUUGAGUUAGUUUUGUUAUUUAUACAGUUUAUACUUUAUAUAUUUAUAUAUACUUAACCACCCGCGUGGUGAUUGAUCUGGCAUCAGUCGAGUUCAACUCACAGUAUUUAGAAUUUUAAUUCUGUUUAUUAUUUUUUUUCUGAUUAUUUUUUUAUUGUAAUCUUAUCGUUUAAGUUAUUUUCGAUCAGAUUUAACUUUCAAAUAGGACACACAAUGCAUACAAGCAUUAGAAGACAUUCAAGAAUCAUGCAAAAAUAAAGUGUUGUGCAAUCAA